Molecule: messenger RNA, 2163 nt
Organism: Metarhizium acridum CQMa 102
Lineage: Eukaryota; Fungi; Ascomycota; Sordariomycetes; Hypocreales; Clavicipitaceae
Source: RefSeq, a predicted model, not a curated record
AUGGAUAGGUCAAAGGCCAGGCCUCUCGAGCCUUUGGAGUUGAAAGCCCGCCCUUUGGCUUUCCACGCCAUAGCUUGGUCAUGCGAUGCCGAACUAGCCGUCGCAACGGGUGACACGAUUCACAUUUUUCUGCCUGAAUACCCUCGGGCGGGCAACAAUCCCGACGACCCUGCUGACGACGACUUCCUCCAACCCCAGUUCUCCCUCACGCUCACAGCUUGCGGCAUCGUCCGCCCGGACCCAGCUAUCAACGGCCCAUUAUGCGCCUUUGCCGGCGUGAUCCUGCCUACUUCCAGCUCCGUGGAGCCCCUCGUAUUCAAAGGCGUCGGAAACGCGGAAGCGACAAAAGCUGGUUCAGCCUUGGGGCAGACUAUGCGUGUCGAAUGGUCUCCCAAUGGCCUGGGGCAAAACCUGCGGCCCAUCUUGACCGUAAUGACCACCUCGGGGAGUAUCGUUGCGUUGGGCGAGUACAUUGAUCAGAAAAGAGCAAUGUCCUCGAGGUCUCGAACGAGGACAUUCAGAAAUUGGAAACUCCUUUGGGGCCUGGGUGCAAAUUUGCCCAUUCCUGAUGGUGAGAGCAAGAGUGGAUUUAGGAAUAUGAAUGAACGGAUUGUGUCAUUUUCCUGGGCUGAGGAAAUUGCCCCGGGAAUGGGCUUGUUGGCAUACUUGAAUGACGCCCAGGAAGUUGUUAUUAUGGGGAUACAAUUCUUGUACAAGUCUCCCGAGUCGGAUGAGUCUUCUUCUGAGGUGGCAGGAUGGGAGAUAUUUGAGAUUGAUCGAUUCGACGGAAGAGGACCUCAUGAUGCUACCGAAGCAGCAGAUCCGGAAUUCGUCCCUACAGGAGGUCCCUUUUCCUUGAAGUGGAGUCCAUGGCAUAUCACAAUCGACUACCGUACAGCAACUAUAGCCUACUUGGGGAAAAACCACAUUGGAUUUCGGCGAGUCACUAUUCAGGGACGCUGGCAUCGAGGCCAAGACCCGAGUAUCCGUGUUGAGGAAGCCGACACCACGUCGAUAUGCAUCUUUCUAUCUGCGGAUGCGUUUGUGAAGUGGGAAGACACGGUAUUCCUUUGUUCCAGGGGCUUGGCAGGAAUAGAAGCUGACAUUUGGCAGAUCUGGCAAGAUGACAAUGGCCAAAUGGCCCGCGGUAUAAUAGCCACGCCGUUCGUCGUCAAACCCUUCCAAGUUGAUCUCUGCGCAAAUCCAGGUCCCCGUCUUGCACGUCACUCACCUCGAGAUUGCUCAACUUCAUACCCCCAGCCUGACGAAAUUUCUACAAAUCCCAUAACAGGCCUCAUCAUCCACCACCCCGAUCCAUCCAUGAAACCCCCCGAGCCGCUGUACACCCUCAUCCGCCUCUCUGCCACGCCCACCAACCAAGACUGGUACCAGACUAACCUCCCUCCCACAACCCCUUUCCCCCAAUGGGCCGAAUACAUUCAACGGUCCGUCACCCGCCAAGUAUCCCGCGUCGAAGCCCUCGGCGGCAUCGAUUCCGAAUCGGACACCGACUCUGAAUUCGACGAACCCGAAGUCCACGAAAUGACCCCCGUCUCGGAAGAAGCCCAAGCCGUCUCAUCAAAAGUCCAUCCUCAUCGCUUCCGGCUUUGGGGCCUAGCCGCCUCCCCCGGAGAUGGAUCCAUUGCGGCCCUGGUAUCGAAGCACGUCACUCAACACGCCGAGAGACGGCCACGGUCAACAGUCUUGUUUUCAUGGGAUGCUGGUGAGCGUACAGACUCAACGGUGCCCCAUGUACCGAAGUUGACCACGGAAGGGACCAUAUGGGAAGCCAUGUAUGGCAGGAUACUAGAUAUGCCGAGUUUCCUGUCAGGGACAACAGAUAGGUCGUUGGUUCACGAAACGUCGCUAAGGAAGAUGUUUAAGGGUGUGAUUCCAAAGCAAAAGUGCGUCUUUUGCGAGACGGGCUUGGUCAUGUUUGGAAUAGAGUCGAUUUGCGAAAAGGGCCAUUCUUUCGCCACGUGCACUGCUACAGGACUUGCAAUCAUGGCUCCAGGCGUGUCCAGGGUGUGCUCAGUAUGCGAUUUGCGAUGUCUCAACUUAUCCGAGCUGUCCCGGAUUGCGAAGGAGCAUUUGGGACCAGAUGCAGUAGUCGAAUCGGCGGGAGAGGUUUGCGGCGGAUGUGGAGGAAAGUUCUUAUUUUGA